CUCUCCUUUUCUUGUUUUCUACCACAUUGGUGUGCCUCUUCUUCUUCUUUUCCACACAUAUUAUGACAAGCCUGGGAAGGGAGCUCCAGAGGUCUUGGAAAAGCCUCCAGGAUGGGUAGACAGGAUGCUCUCAGCCAUGGAACAGGGGCUGUUCCCUAAGCUGCAAUUGCCCUAGGCCGGGCAGGGGCCGCAGAGACGUCUGGCGGCCCUCGGGCAGAGAAAAAGCACCCAGCAAGGGCCGGAACGGCUGAAGAGGGCUGUCCAUGCCGACCCUUUGCGAAGUGGGGAAGCAGUACCCAGAGCCACAGUACCCGGACAGACCCCUUCCAAUGUCUCAGCAUGAGACUUCUCCGACAGCACUGCGGAGGGCCAGCAACCACCGACGGGCCAACCCCUGUUGCUUUUGUUGGUGUUGCUGUUGCAGCUGCUCAUGGAAUGAGGAUCGGGAGCGAGUCUGGAGAGCAUCACGCGACACCAAACUGGAGACCUUUCCAAACUGUGAAUCCUGCACCAAACCCACGAACGAGGAAGUCAAGGGCUGGUCCCAGUCGUUUGACAAGUUGAUGAAAAACCCAGCUGGCCGGAACGUGUUCCGGGAAUUCUUACGGACUGAAUACAGCGAGGAAAACAUGCUAUUUUGGUUAGCUUGCGAAGAACUCAAAAGCGAAUGCAACAAACACGCCAUCGACGAGAAAGCGCGGAUGAUCUAUGAAGAUUACAUCUCCAUCCUUUCUCCCAAGGAGGUCAGUCUGGACUCCCGUGUUCGUGAAGGCAUCAACCGCAAGAUGCAGGAGCCAUCCUCACAUACCUUCGACGACGCACAGCUACAGAUUUACACACUUAUGCACAGAGACUCCUACCCCCGUUUUCUGAACUCUGCCAUAUACAAAGCGCUGCUCCAGAGUGUCUCUCGGUCGUCUUUGGAAUCUUAAGCCCUUCCACUACCAUCAGUGGAGAUACCAAAUAGGAGGUGAAGGAUCUCCUUUCCUAGAGCAGGCGUUAUUUUUCUUCUUCUUUAAAAAAGAGAUCUCCCAAAUGAGCUUACAGAACAAAUAGACUGAAGGCAUGACCCAGCAGAGCUCUGACUACAGACCACAGUCCGGUUGCCGGAAAGUUCACUCCAGAUAAUCCUGCCUGGUUUUCUUCAUUCAGAAAAGGGCCCAUGCCAGCCACUGUCACAGAACUUCAAACUCAGGCUUAGCUGGCAACCAGCAUCUGGCUGACCACACGAAAGAUCGAGAAUAGAGAUUGGGGCAACCAACCAGCAAAGGUUGGGAUGAAGACAUCUGGGGCAACAUGGCAGAAGAAAACAGGCCAGAGUCCGCAUUUCCUGAAUGUCAAUCUCUCUUUGAUUUGUUUUUUAUUCCCCCCAUGUUUAUUAAGAAUUAUUUCCAUGGUGUUCUUGUAGACACAAAGAUCUCAGAUGGUUGAAGUAGAAACUGCAGUUAGGUCAAUUUAAGGGGAUUAUGAAAAGUUCAGAUUUUACAAAAGUACAUGCAAGUUUUCUGCAUCUCAAACACUUUCUGUUCACAGGCGACCUGUAUUCUAGGCAGGGUUCUCUCACCUCAGCUUUGAGAAUAAGCAGGUGAGCUCUGCAAGGGACAGAUAGGAUAGCUGAUAAAUGGCUCUGCCGUAGAAGCUCUGUGGGAAAACCAGCUGAUAGGCCCUAAAGAUCUCCCCAACAUUGCAGGCCGCAUUUUCCUUGCAUCUCUGAUGCACGUGGACUACAAAGACUCAAGAGGUCUUCAGUGACAGAGGAUUCUUGAACCUGUCACACUCUGGAUUUCAGAUUGAGUUCCAGCUUCUUCCUUUUUUAAAAGCCAAAGGAGUGUUUUGCAGAUGGAAUUGUGGGUCUACCAGGCUUCCUCUGGGAACAAGGAUUAAUACCCUGCCACUAGGCAUGACAGAGUAGCCCCCAUCUGGAGCAGCUGCUGUAUUGUGCCUAAGGCUCAUAGCUCUCUGGAGUGGUUUGCUGCUUUGGCUGCCCUCAGUGCCUUCUGUGGUAGCAAUGGCAUCUAUCUUGGCAAGCAGCCACAGUGGCCCUUUUACAACAAAUUUUUCUGAAGAAACUUUCAGAGUGACAUCUUUAAGAAAGGUACCCACCGAUGACUAGAGGAUGGGUUACAGCAAUGUUGUUACUAGAGAACAGGAGCAUGAGAAAGAGCACCCAAGAGAAAUGACAAGUCUUCCAUCUCAAGUGGGUUGUUCUCCUGAUUUGGGCAGGCUGAUCUUUGGACUGCCCUUCUCAGGAGCAGAAUGGGAUGGAACAGAUGCCCUCCUACUGCAGCACAACAGCUAUUCCCUCAGGCUUGCAACAGUAAUAGGAUGGCCUUGCGUAAGUUCCCUAGUUGCCACUGGGCAGUAGUAGAGUCCAUAGCCUUCUUGGCUUAGGAAUCUUACCAAGAUGAGGUGGUCUUCAUUCAUUUGAUGUUAUUUCAUAAUCUGCUGAUGGGAUUCCUGGAAGCAUCUCUCUGGUCACUCUGGGAAACAAGAUCCCAGCCUAGGUGGACCUUUGGUCUGAUUGAGCAACCCUUUCCUUAAAUGAUCUGCCAAAGUGAAACAGAGUGAUCCAGAUAUGCCCAUCUCAGAAACAGAGCCACUUUUUAUCUUACCAACUCACUGGAGAAGGGUAGAUCCUCUCCAUUGGGGUCCAUUCUCACCCAAAAUGAUGAAAUGUGUUGUGACAUCAUAAUGCAAGUACAUAAGGGGGUAGAGAUGGUGCCACGAUGCAUGUUUCAUCCCUUCUCCUCUGGUGGAAACCUAUGAUCCUGUGGCAGCAUUCAGCACUUGGUAGCUUCCAUAGGUCUUGGAUAGCGGUUCCAGAUGACCGCAAGUUCUACAGUUCCAACUGCCAGUGCCAGCAUAUUGGGAGGGUGAGGGCUUGCAGAAUAUAACCCUAUGGAUCCAGGAAAAGAUGGCCUGAGAAUGCGCUGCUGAAUCCGAGGGGAAAACGUAGUAUCCAGGGCUCUGCCCUGUCUGUCUGUAUGGUCUCUCCCAAGCAUAUUUGUUCCAGCAAUAGAUGAAGCUUUUGUCUUGUAAAGUGAUGGGAGAUCUGCCCUGGAUGGAACAAACUCCACAUUAUUCUGCCUGUGUAGUUGCUCAAAAUAAGUUCUCCCCCAAGCCAUGUUAUUUCUCAGCCGCUGGGCCAACGCUGUAUGAAUUCCCUCACUCUGAAUAUGCAUUGGAUUUUUCUGUCUCAUCUUCUAUCAAGGAUGUGGCAUCAGGAUGGGGGGGGGGGCAUUCCACUCUCUUUUCAUAAUUAGAAAUGCUUCUCUAUUAUGGUAGUAGAUGCUAAGAACAGGACAAGUUUUAGGGUUUGUGUUCCUUUGCUCAGGAAAGAGGGACCCCAACCCAUCUCUGAUCCCCUAUUGCAUUUUCCUAGAGAGGUGUCUGUGAGUUGUAGAAAGUAGUUUUCCAGAAACUGGUCACCAAAACAGAUUUUAUUAGCCUGCCCAGUAAAGACCUUUCUUUGGCUCAUUCAUGUCACUGCAGAAACACGUGCAUUUUGUGGUCAGUAAGAUACAAAUUCUUUGUCUGAUGUCUUUUAAUUGCCUUUCCUAUGUUCCUAUAAUUUGGAAAACGGCCAUAAGGACGUGUUUCUUUUCCAGCCUUUUCUCAUCAUAGUCCAAUUCAGGUGCAUCCACAUGGCUGAGUUCAAAACCAUAUUCUUUGUGACUUGUGGGAACUCUCUUCCUCCAGAAGAAAUAAAGGGCCAAUUGAUUAA
This is a messenger RNA of Candoia aspera, 3724 nucleotides long. RefSeq names its product regulator of G protein signaling 19 (gene RGS19). NCBI's taxonomy places the organism in Eukaryota, Metazoa, Chordata, Lepidosauria, Squamata, Candoiidae. The transcript has 6 exons. The coding region runs from base 264 to 932 and encodes 222 amino acids. The record is from RefSeq and is a predicted model, not a curated record.